AUGCCAUUGCGCCUUGAUGUCAAGCGCAAAUUAUCAGUUCGAUCCGAUCGUGUCAAAUGUGUUGAUAUUCAUCCAAAUGAACCAUGGAUUUUAGUAACAUUAUUUAAUGGUCAUGCACAUAUUUAUAAUCAUGAAACUCAACAAUUAAUUAAAACUUUUGAAGUAUGUGAUGUUCCAGUUCGUGCUGGUAAAUUUGUUGUUCGAAAAAACUGGGCAAUUACUGCAUCUGAUGAUAUGCUUAUACGAAUUUAUAAUUAUAAUACUCUUGAACGUUUGCAUCAAUUUGAAGCACAUAGUGAUUAUAUACGUUCAGUUGCUGUUCAUCCAACACAGUCAUAUAUAUUAACUAGUAGUGAUGAUAUGACUAUCAAAUUAUGGGAUUGGGAUGCUAAAUGGGCAUUAAAACAAACAUUUGAAGGACAUGUACAUUAUGUUAUGCAAAUAGCUAUUAAUCCAAAAGAUAAUAAUACAUUUGCAUCAGCAUCACUUGAUCGUACUGUCAAAGUAUGGCAAUUAGGAUCAAGUCAAGCAAACUUUACUCUUGAAGGACAUGACAAAGGUGUUAAUUGUGUCGAUUAUUAUUCAGGUGGUGAUAAGCCUUAUCUUGUUUCUGGUGGUGAUGAUCGUCGUGUAAAAAUUUGGGACUAUCAAAAUAAAACAUGUGUACAAACAUUAGAAGGACAUUCACAAAAUGUUGGCUGUGUUGCAUUUCAUCCUGAAUUACCUAUUAUACUAAGUGGAUCAGAAGAUGGUACUGUAAAACUGUGGCAUUCAAAUACAUAUCGACUUGAAUCAACACUUAAUUAUGGUCUUGAAAGAUGUUGGGCUAUAGCAUGUUUAAAAGGAUCAAACAAUGUUGCGCUUGGAUAUGAUGAAGGAACAAUGAUGAUUAAAUUGGGUCGAGAAGAACCAGCUAUGUCAAUGGAUGCUUCAACUGGUAAAAUUGUUUGGGCUAAACAUUGUGAAAUUCAACAAGUUAAUUUAAAACAAUUAAAUAGUGAUCAACAACUAAAAGAUGGAGAAAAAGUACCAUUAAAUGUUAAAGAACUAGGCAGUUGUGAAAUAUAUCCACAAACAUUAUCCCAUUCACCAAAUGGAAGAUUUGUUGUUGUUUGCGGCGAUGGAGAAUAUAUAAUUUAUACAGCAAUAACAUUACGUAAUAAAAGUUAUGGAAAUGCUAUGGAAUUUGUUUGGUCAAACGAUUCAUCAGAAUAUGCUAUACGAGAUGGAAAUAUGGUUAAAGUUUUUAAAAAUUUUAAAGAAAAAAAAACAUUCAAACCAGAAGCUGGAGCUGAAGGUAUUUUUGGUGGUAAUCUUUUGGGUGUUAGAUCAUAUUCAGGUUUAACAUUCUAUGAUUGGGAAACAUUAAGUUUGAUUCGUCGAAUUGAAAUUGUACCAAAACUUAUCUAUUGGAGCCAAAAUGGUGAAAUAGUUUGUAUUGCAACAGAAGAAUCUUAUUAUGUUCUUCGUUAUAAUCCUCAAACCGUGGUUGCUGCAUCUACAAAUAAAGAUCUUAAGUCUGAGGAUGGUAUCGAAGAUGCAUUCGAUGCACUAAGUGAAAUUUCUGAAAUUGUAAAAACAGGUGUAUGGGUUGGUGACUGUUUUAUUUAUACAAAUUCUCUUAAUAGAAUAAAUUAUUAUGUUGGUGGUGAAAUUGUAACGAUUUCACAUUUGGAUAGAGUUAUGUAUUUACUAGGUUAUGUAUCAAAUGAAAAUCGUUUAUAUUUGGGUGAUAAAGAUAUGUCUAUUGUAUCAUUUGAAUUAUCCUUAUCAGUUCUUGAAUAUCAAACAGCUGUUAUGCGAAAAGAUUUUGAAACAGCUGAUCAAGUUCUUCCAACUAUUCCAAAAGAACAACGAACACGUGUUGCACAUUUUCUUGAAAAACAAGGUUAUCGUCAACAAGCAUUGGCAGUUACACUGGAUAAUGAACAUAAAUUUGAUUUAGCUCUUCAACUAGGAAAUUUUCAAGUUUGCUAUGAACUUGCCAUUGAAUUAGAGAAUGAACAAAAAUGGUUACAAUUAUCUGAGGCUGCUACAAAACAAGGAGAAUUUUCUUUAGUAGAAGAAUGUUUAACACGUGCACAAGCAUUUGGUUCACUUAUUCUUUUAGCAAGUGCAUCAAGUAAUAAACAAUUGAUGUCAAACAUUGGUGAACAAUCAAGAAAAGUUGGACAAUUUAAUAUUGCUUUUCUAUCAAACUUUGUCUUGGGAAAAUUAGAUCAAUGUUUAGAUAUUCUUAUUGAAAAUCAACGUCUACCAGAGGCAGCAUUUUUUGCUCGAACAUAUCUUCCAUCACAAAUAAAUCGUGUUGUUGGAUUAUGGAGAGAAAAAUUAAAACAAAUGAAUAUGGAACGUUCGGCGCAUGCAUUAGCAAAUCCAACUGAUUAUGCAAAUCUUUUUCCUGGUCUUAUUGAUACUUACAAAACAGAACAGUUUUUAAAACAAAAUAUGAAAUCACAAUCAGCUAGAAAUUAUCAAACACUUCUACCGAAUUGGGAGAGAAAUCCGAUUACUGAAAUGAAAGAAGCAGAAGAUCAUGGACAGUUUUCUUAUAUGCAAAUGCAAUUAAACAAAGAAAUAAUAGAUAAUAAUGAUGAUGAUGAUGAUGAAGAAAGUUUUGAUGAUGCAAAUGAAACACCAACACAAGCAACAACUAAGACAACGGCAAAUUCAUUAAUAGGUAAUAAAUUAAUUGUAUCUGUCAAUGGCGAUCGAUCUUGUUCACGAUCUCCAACAAAUAGUUCUGCUGUUUCAUCUCAUAAACCAACAACAGUGCCAUCUGCCAUUAGAGAAGCAUCAGUGAAAUCUACAGCAUCGAGUAUUAUAUCUAUAGCUACCACAGUUGGUAGUGCUAGUCAAACAUCUUUAAGCGAUUUUGAUAAAGAGCUACAAGAGUUUGAUUUCGAUUUUGGCAAAGAUGAUAUUGAUGAUAAUGAAAAUGGUCCAUUAGUAUCGAAACAACCUUUUAAACAAACCACUGAUGAGAAUGAGGUAAAAACGUAA
This is a messenger RNA of Rotaria sp. Silwood2, 3003 nucleotides long. The record is from the annotation of a GenBank genome assembly. NCBI's taxonomy places the organism in Eukaryota, Metazoa, Rotifera, Eurotatoria, Philodinida, Philodinidae.